This is a messenger RNA of Nicotiana tabacum (common tobacco), 757 nucleotides long. The record is from RefSeq and is a predicted model, not a curated record. NCBI's taxonomy places the organism in Eukaryota, Viridiplantae, Streptophyta, Magnoliopsida, Solanales, Solanaceae.
AAUAAUAGAUUGAAGAAUUUUGUUACCGUGAAAGAAGAAAUUGAUUCUACAGGGAUCUUCAGAGUAUGUUAUUGGAGAUUUUUGUAUUUUGCACCUCUAUUGCGUGCUUAAAUGAUUUGCAUAGUAAAAUGAGAUUAGCGGCUUAUAAAGCUUCACUUCGACGUGGCAAUUUCAAAAUUUGAAAAAACAAAAACCCGCCAGUAUAAAGCCCCAACAAUCGAAUUCGCAUUGCAGAGAGAAGUUUCACCAAGAGAUGAAGAAAAGAUCGAGAUCGACGAGGAAGUCAUCUGCGGCGGAUUUUCUGUCAACUCCGCCGGCGACCUCGGCUGCAAGUCCUGUCCAGUCGAUGAGUGAGUCUCCGAAGCCAUUCGUGUUCAAUUUCAAUACGUUCAACGCUACGCCAACAUCAUCAUCGAAGAAGAAGCUGAGGACUACUGGAAAGAAGAGCUUCAAUAUUUCAAGUCCGGAGCAGUUGAAACCUGCCGGUUCUCCGGCGUCAGUCAAAAACCUGAAGUCGAUAGCGGAUCUGAAGGAAUUUGCAUCUUCUCAAUUGGACUCUGUUAAGCGCCAGAUUGAGCGAUCGCACAUGGAGAUUCUCAAGGACCUCGAGGCUUCUCAAUCUCGCCUUCAGAAACGUCUCAAGAUUCAGACACAAGGAUGCCAGCAAGUGGCAGAUGAAGCAGAAAGGGAGUAUAAAAAGAUGUCUGAGCGAAUCAAUGAAGGCAGGGAUGCAAUGAAGGUGAAUCUUUCAUUAUAG